CUGGAGUUUGCUGAAACCUGCAAAAACCCGUCCAGAGCUGGAGACCCGUCCAGAGGGGCUAAAGACCCGUCCAGAGGGGCUAAAGACCCGUCCAGAGGGACUAAAGACCCGUCCAGAGGGACUAGAGACCCGUCCAGAGCUGGAGACCCGUCCAGAGGGGCUAAAGACCCGUCCAGAGGGGCUAAAGACCCGUCCAGAGGGACUAGAGACCCGUCCAGAGGGGCUAAAGACCCGUCCAGAGGGACUAGAGACCCGUCCAGAGCUGGAGACCCGUCCAGAGCUGGAGACCCAGCUGGAGACCCGUCCAGAGGGACUAGAGACCCGUCCAGAGCUGGAGACCCGUCCAGAGGGACUAGAGACCCGUCCAGAGGGACUAAAGACCCGUCCAGAGGGACUAAAGACCCGUCCAGAGCUGGAGACCCGUCCAGAGGGGCUAAAGACCCGUCCAGAGAUAAAGACCCGUCCAGAGGGACUAAAGACCCGUCCAGAGGGGCUAAAGACCCGUCCAGAGGGACUAAAGACCCGUCCAGAGGGGCUAAAGACCCGUCCAGAGGGGCUAAAGACCCGUCCAGAGGGACUAGAGACCCGUCCAGAGGGACUAGAGACCCGUCCAGAGGGGCUAAAGACCCGUCCAGAGGGACUAGAGACCCGUCCAGAGGGGCUAAAGACCCGUCCAGAGAUAAAGACCCGUCCAGAGGGACUAAAGACCCAGGGACUAAAGACCCGUCCAGAGGGGCUAAAGACCCGUCCAGAGGGACUAAAGACCCGUCCAGAGGGGCUAAAGACCCGUCCAGAGGGGCUAAAGACCCGUCCAGAGCUGGAGACCCGUCCAGAGGGACUAAAGACCCGUCCAGAGCUGGAGACCCGUCCAGAGGGGCUAAAGACCCGUCCAGAGAUAAAGACCCGUUCAGAGGGGCUAAAGACCCGUCCAGAGGGACUAAAGACCCGUCCAGAGGGACUAAAGACCCGUCCAGAGGGACUAAAGACCCGUCCAGAGCUGGAGACCCGUCACCGUGGUGCUCCUGCCUGGUCUGA
Messenger RNA from Menidia menidia (Atlantic silverside), 1035 nucleotides. NCBI's taxonomy places the organism in Eukaryota, Metazoa, Chordata, Actinopteri, Atheriniformes, Atherinopsidae. The record is from the annotation of a GenBank genome assembly.